Messenger RNA from Odontomachus brunneus, 1362 nucleotides. RefSeq lists its product as uncharacterized. The coding region runs from base 1 to 1362 and encodes 453 amino acids. The record is from RefSeq and is a predicted model, not a curated record. NCBI's taxonomy places the organism in Eukaryota, Metazoa, Arthropoda, Insecta, Hymenoptera, Formicidae. The transcript has 4 exons. Gene Ontology annotation, molecular function: nucleic acid binding. Gene Ontology annotation, biological process: DNA integration.
AUGCUACGCAAAAAUGCAAAGUGGAAGUGGGGAAUAGAACAGGAAAAGGCGUUCAGGGAACUGAAAACGAAAUUAACGACAACGCCGGUAUUGGCUUGUCCGGACUUCACAAAAAAAUUUGUCAUCCAAACAGACGCCAGUACGGAGGGUCUAGGCGCGGUAUUGACGCAGCGGCUAGACAAUGAAGAACGGGUAAUCGCGUAUGCAAGCCGGACCCUGGACAGGGCGGAACGGAAUUACAGUGCGACCGAACUGGAAUGCCUCGCCGUGGUAUGGGGAAUAAGGCGCCUCCGCGACUACUUGGAGGGAUACAGAUUUACAGUCAUCACAGACCACCAGUCCCUCCGGUGGCUGCAGAAAGUGGAGGCGCCAACAGGGAGAUUAGCUCGAUGGAUCAUCGAGCUACAACAGUACGAUUUUGAGAUUCAAUACCGGCGAGGCAGUCUAAACACGGUCGCGGACGCCCUGUCCAGGCAACCACAAAUAUGUACCAUCACCACCGCAUGCCAAUGGUAUCGAAAAAUAAAAUCCCAGCUGCAGAAAGUGGAGGCGCCAACAGGGAGAUUAGCUCGAUGGAUCAUCGAGCUACAACAGUACGACUUUGAGAUUCAAUACCGGCGAGGCAGUCUAAACACGGUCGCGGACGCUCUGUCCAGGCAACCACAAAUAUAUACCGUCACCACCGCAUGCCAGUGGUAUCGAGAAAUAAAAUCCCAGGUGGCCGAGGAACCAAACACGCGACCAGACUACAAAGUAAUAGAGGGAAAGCUAAUGAGGCACAUACUCCACAACCUCGACUUCAAUGAAACACGAGCAGAGGAACAGUGGAAAGAACACGGCUGCCCGCAUACCAUCAUCUCCGAUAACGGCACCCAACUGAAAUCCCAACAAUUAGCACAAAUGCUCACAGCGCACAAUAUAAAACACCGUACCACCCCCGUCCAUGCACCCCACUGCAACCCAGUAGAGAGGACCAACAGGGUCGUAAAAACAAUGGUGGCACAAUAUGUAGGGCGAGACCACCGAAAAUGGGACGUACACCUGCCGGCCCUACAGUUCGCGUACAACACAGCAGUACAGGAGUCCACAGGCUACUCGCCUGCAUACUUAAACUACGGGCGAGAGAUAGACACCACGCCGGAUAAAACGGACGGAAGGGAAGAACCAGCGUCACGACAAAAAAGGCUUAGAGAAGCGAACGAGCUGCUACGAAUAAACCUGGCUCGAGCGUUCCAGCGACAGGAAAAAUAUUAUAAUUUAAGACGACGAAACUGGAAGCCAAAAACCGACGAAAAAGACCUAAAGCCGCAGAACAACAACAGCGAGGAGGACGACGAAGGCGAUACGAAAAGCAAUAUAUAA